This is a messenger RNA of Owenia fusiformis, 2095 nucleotides long. Lineage: Eukaryota; Metazoa; Annelida; Polychaeta; Sabellida; Oweniidae. The record is from the annotation of a GenBank genome assembly.
AAGACCUCCAAUACAAAGAAUACCAUCACAGGCAGGUCUUUGAUCACAACAUGAACAUGGAACAACCCCUGUUGGCAGAAACGGCUCGUUAUGCCAUGUCCACAGCAGGAAUUGUAGCAACAAUGGUCAUAUGUGUUGUAAUUGUCUGUAGCAAGCUUUAUAACAGACCUCACCUUCCAAAGGGACCUGGCUACCUUGAACUUAUAAAUACGUUUAUAGCUCUGGGCAAAGGAACACACAUGCAUGAGGUUGUAAGAGGCUUCAACAAGGUAUAUGGGGAUGUUUUCACACUAGCUAUGGGUCAAACUUCAAUAGUGAUGGUCUCAUCAAAGGAUGGACUGAAGGAGGGUAUGCUAACCAAAGGUCUAGACUUUGCAGAUAGACCAAACCUUUAUGCUGCUAACCUCAACUAUGGCGGAGACCGCAAUAAUGGUAUAUUCAUCAGUGAUUACAACACAAAGUGUAAGCUAAAGCGCAAACUGUUCCUUUCUGCCCUGAGACUAAGGGGGGAAAUGCAAGUUGUCCUGGAGCAGAAGAUACUACAAGAAACCCUCAAUGUCCUACAGAGCUUCAAGCAGCAGCCAAAAGUUGGCUUUGACCCCAAAGAAAUUGUUAUGUGCAGCGUCAUGAAUAUCACAUUCCAUAUUUUGUUUAAUAAACAUUAUACUCCUGAUGACAAAGAAUUCUUGACAAUAAUGCAUAAUGUUGACACAAGAUUCCGUGCUUAUGUCACCUUGCUGUAUUUGGACCUGUUCCCUGUAUUAAGACUUCUACCUCAUAAAAAUAGAAAAACAAUUGAAGAUUGCAACAACUGGUUAUUGGAACUAGUACAAAGGUUCAUAGAUGAGCACAGAUCAACAUUGGAAGAUGUAACAAAACCUCGUGAUGUCAUAGAUAAGGUCUUGAUUGAACAGGAAGAAGACAAUGACGGUCAACUACUGAGUGAUAAAGAUCUCCAGUGGUCAUUUGUUAAUGUGAUAACUGCAGGGUUUGACACUACUGGCCUCACUACAUUGUGGGGACUUGCCCUACUAGCUAAGAACCCUAACAUACAGACUUGUUCACCUUCAGUUAGACCCAGAAUCAAUGUUUAUCAAAUCAACCUUUCUCAUCACUCCCCAGAACAAGCUCCAAAGUGAACUGAGGACCAGCUUCAAGGAAGAUGAAAACAUAAGAUGGCAAGAUAGGAAGAGAUGUCCAUAUCUUGAAGCAACUGUACUGGAAAUACAGAGAUGCAGUAACAUUUCAACAUUUGCACCUAAUAGGGCAAGAAAGAAUACUACAAUUCAAGGACACAAUAUACCUGAGGGAGUGAAUGUGUUUUUCUGCCUCUGGAGCUACCACCUUGACCCAAGGUACUGGGAAAGACCAAUGGAAUUUGACCCAACAAGGUUUUUAGAUCCUGCAGGAGAGGUAUUUCGACAAGAAACUGUGAUUACAUUUGGACUUGGACCUCGGCUGUGUCCAGGGGAGAGCCUUGCUAGGAUGGAGCUCCUGAUGUUCUUUGGAAAUGUUUUCAAAAAUCUGAAAGUUACAUUUGCAGAAAAUUCUAAAAAUUUUGAUUUUACUCCAGCCAAAAAUUCACUGCCAUUAUCCCCAAAAUCAUAUCAUAUCUGUGCUAACUACUAAAACAAUACGACUCUGAAAAGUGAAUUGUCAACUUGAGUUUAUUGGGACUGUUUACAGCAAACUGCAUGAUUAUGGAGUGACAGUUUUUUAUAUCGCUGGAGUAUCAUUGUUAACAUUUCAUGAUGGCUUGCAGCAUUUAAUCAGGUUGGAAGAGAACUGCUAUAUACCAUAUUUACCUCAAGUCCUAGUCACACACAGUUGCUCAACUUACACAUCAUAUAUUCUUAGUUUCAUUGUUUGAUUGGUAAUUGUUGCUCCCAAGACAGAUACUAUAAAUGACCUAUUGGUUGUAGAUCAGCUCACAAACAGACCAGCCAUAGGUGUACAUGUCAGCAAAACUUAACCUCUUGAAUCCCAGGCUCUAAAAUCGGUUGAAACCAGGGAAUUUUUCAUUUUUGCCACCUUUUGACAUUCUACUACAUACCUAUACAUCUUUAAAUGCUCAACUAAUUAAAAUUAGACGGCA